This is a messenger RNA of Durotheca rogersii, 3299 nucleotides long. RefSeq lists its product as uncharacterized. The coding region runs from base 461 to 2815 and encodes 784 amino acids. Lineage: Eukaryota; Fungi; Ascomycota; Sordariomycetes; Xylariales; Xylariaceae. The record is from RefSeq and is a predicted model, not a curated record. The transcript is spliced from 4 exons.
CGAAAGAAAAAGAGCCAGGGUCCCCGCCGAGCCCAGGAUCCCAGCUCCAUGAGUUUCCCCGAGAAGAUAAUGUAGUAAUAUGGGGUACACAGCCACGACGAGUACCUGGAAGCCUUGGCGACAACCGCCAGCCGUGCUUUGCAGGAGACUACCUAUAUAAACCAACGAACCGAAUGGCGCCGGUGACGUUGUGGCACGUUUUCAUUCCUUCCCUCAUCGUGCGGCUCAGACACCAUAUUAUGUCUUGAUUUGCUAGGAGCGCUUGGCCCUAUUUUUCCGCCGGUGUUGUUGUCGCUCGCUUGAGGUGGGAUUUUUCUCCAUAGAAAUAUCCUUGCUUGCAUGCGAGUUUUCACCGCUAGAUUCCCAUGGCAAAUUGCGUGCGCCGGCAUGAGACUUGUCUCCAAACCACCACCGCUGCCUACUAUGUGUACACGCGUCUGGGUAGAGGGUAACGUCGACGAUGAACACGGACUACAACCUCGACGAGCUCGACGCCGCGCUCAGCUCGGCACGGCACCAGGCUGCCUCUGUGGCCGGUCCUCCCAUGAAUCGGGCUGAGAGCAGUUCCCGCCGCACGGCCCCUAGCACCCGCCGCGGGAGCUUGGUGCCUCCGGGAGUGACCACCUCGGCCAGCAUGAAAGGUGCGAAGGCUCAGCAGCAACUGCGCCAGCACAAGCUCGACGCCUUGAACUUGUUCAAUUUCGACCUCCGCGAGCUUGCCCGCUGCGUGCUUCUGCCUAAUAAUGGCGGCAGGGACAGCCGCGUUUCCUACCACGAAUACGCCGUCUUCGCGCCGGGGGUUGGGUCCGAUAGCGAGCACGAAGAGUACCGCUCACCGAGUGUCAUGUCAGAAGGCGAGGAAGGACUACGAAUGUUUCGAGAUGCCGUCAGGAAUGGGCAUGGGCUGGACGACGAGGGAAAUUUUACGGCCAACCCGAAAGGGAGACACUUACUCCGAGGAAGAAUGCGACAGGUGAUUGCCCAUCGACGCGCACGCCGUGACGAGAUAUACGAGACCAGUGGGCUCGCCAUCGACGGAUUACACCUUACCGUCGAGGAUUUCGAAUCGCUAGGCCUGCACUCCGGCACCUUACCUACCUUGCAGCGGGUGACGCUCGAGUCCUCGUUCUGGGACACGAGAAGGGAGACAAUGUACCUGAUUCUGAGUUUCUCAUCGAACCCGCAGCCGCCAUAUGAUUUCCUCUCAAUGGCGUACAAGGUGCGGACCAAGACAGCGACGGCGCUCGUCCGGCGCUCAUUCGACACGCGCUGGCACGCCGAGGACGCGCUUGACGAGUACGAGCGACGGCUUGACUCGUGCCGCGCGCGUUGGUCCCACCCGCUGGUGCUCCCCGUCGUUCUGCUACAGGUGCAGCUGUUCCGGACGGAGGAGGCUGUCCAGGCUAAUAACGCUGAGGUGCUUGCUCUCGAAGUCCACGUCGACGCCGUUACGGGCACCACCGGGAAGGCAAACGCCGAGGCCUGGAGGCGGAACAACAGCCACCACAAUAAUAGUAAAGGUGUCCGGCCGUUGAAGCGCUUUUCCACGAACCUGAAGGGGAUGGUGGAGGCGAGAGUCGGAGGGGGAGGGGGAGGAGGAGGAGAGUCGGCAGGGCGCAACCAGCAUUCGUCGCCGCCGCCGCCUCCGCCGCCUCCCGCCAUGGAUACGGCCAGUUUCUACGACCCAGACUACGUGCCGCCGCAGACGAUCCAUCUGAUGAAAGAGGCGCACGACGUGCUCAAGGGCGCGAUCCAGCUUCUCGACACGCUCCGGUGGAUGGAGCGGGCGCUGAAGCUGAUCAUCCAGGCGGGCGACGAGCUGGACGCGCGGCUGCACGAGCUCCGGCCGCAGCAAGGGGAGCCGUCGCAGCAGCCGAGGGACGACGCCGACGAGGAGCUGACGGAGCACUGGCACGAGAUCCGGCAGUACCUCGACUGCACGUGGCGGCUCUGCACGUCGCUCGAGACGGACCGGCGGAUGUCGGAGCUGCGGUGCCGGGCGCAGAUCGACAUCAUCUACUCCAAGAUGGCGCAGGAGGACAACAACCUCAACGCGCGGAUGGCGGUGGCGUCGACGCGGGACAGCUCGUCGAUGAAGGCGCUCGCCGUGAUCACGGCCAUAUUCCUGCCGGGGGAGUACAUCGGCACGCUGUUCGGCGUGUCCAUGUUCAACUGGGAGGGCGGGACGGCGGGCGACCCGGCCGCGUCCAAGGAUGCGGCCGACGACCUGCCGCACCCCGUGAUCAUGCCGUCGUUCUGGAUCUACUGGGCCUUCACGAUCCCGCUGACGCUCUUCAUCGUCGCGGGGUGGCGCGCCUGGUGGGUCAACCAGGACCGGUACUUCCGCCGCCACCUCAGCACCGAGCUCAGCAACGAGCGCUACUGGACCACCGACGGCAAGCCGCGCGCGCUCGAGACCACCUUCGCCGAGGACUUCUUCAGCGGCCUACUGCACCGCAGCGGCGCCCACAGCACCUCCAACAGCACCAUCCUCGGCGUGCCCCCCGCCCAGCCCAAGACCUCGGGCUCCGCCUCCGGCGCCAGCACCCCCCACGCCCUCCGCGAGGACAGCUUCCGCAUCCCCGGCGGCCCGCUCUCGCCGCCGGCCCACCUCGCGCCCGGCCGCGUGCUCUCGACGCGCCCCAGUGGCGGGCUGGCGCCGCCGCUCGACCGCGAGAAGAAGAUGAUGGCGAGCGACUCGGAGCGCGAGGACGACGGCGCCGGCACGGGCGUAGGCAGGGCGAUGCGGUUCAGGCGCAUCUCGUUCUCCCGGGGGUCGCGGGCGCGCCGGGACGCCGACGCGUCGGCGGUCUGAGUCGAGAAGACGAGCCGCGUUUCGAUGUUCCGGUAUUCUAGUUGGUGAUCGUUUUCGGGCGUGACGGUGGAGCCCCCCUCCCCGCCACGGCCGAGUUGGGCGGGACGAGCCGCGGCAUUUGCAUGUGAUGGACGUAGAGGAUGGAACGAUGAAAAAUGCGUGACGGAAUUGAUGGAUUAGGUAAAUCCGCCUACGUUGCUUAUCCUCUGUGCAUAAGCAUAAGCACGUGGGUUGUUGCUGUGUUAGGCAUUAUCCGUUGUCUGGGAUGAGAAUGCAUACAUUAUUACCUACAUAGAGGGAGGCGGGUAGAGGCAGAAAUAUGCGUGCCUCCUACUACUGCGUAUACAUACCUGCAUAGACACAUACAACGAGCCAACAUUACCUCGUAUAACUAAUUGCCUGUGCAGCCAACAUAACUACUUGUCAGGUAUGCAUUGAUGUAUAUCUAUACGUGUAUAUCUAUAUAUAUAUACCUAGGUAGGUA